AAGUUUAAUUGAUAUGCUGCCGAAUUAAUAAUGUUCUUUUGGUACUCUUAACGUGGUGUGUAUAAGAGUAAUAAUUACAGGUCGUUUAUACGUAAGGGCUUACGCCUACGCUCAAGGCGAACGGCUCACCGGAAAACGUGUCGGCCUACGCCUCAGCGUUUUAAAACAUCUUCCGAUGGCCAUCGACUCUCUCGUUCUGGGCGCCGGGCAAGAGGUAGGCAAGAGCUGUGUGAUUGUGACGAUCAACGGGAAACGAAUCAUGUUGGACUGUGGUAUGCAUAUGGGCCACCUCGACCACCGCCGCUACCCUGACUUCUCCCUCAUCGGCCCAAACUUCAAUCAAACCCUCACUUGCAUCAUCAUCACUCACUUUCAUCUGGAUCACAUCGGCGCGCUCCCUUACUUCACUGAAGUCUGCGGUUACAGUGGCCCCAUUUACAUGACGUAUCCGACAAAGGCGCUGGCGCCUUUGAUGUUGGAGGACUAUCGGAAAGUGAUGGUUGAGAGAAGGGGCGAGGAGGAACAGUUUACGUCCGAGCAUAUUGUUGAAUGCAUGAAGAAAGUUAUACCGGUGGAUCUCAAGCAGACGGUGCAGGUUGAUAAGGAUCUUCAAAUCCGUGCUUACUAUGCAGGACAUGUUCUUGGAGCUGCAAUGUUUUAUGCAAAGGUGGGAGACGCUGCUAUGGUGUACACAGGAGACUAUAAUAUGACACCAGACAGGCAUCUUGGAGCAGCUCAAAUUGAUCGACUAAGUUUGGACCUUGUUAUUACAGAGUCCACAUAUGCAACAACCAUUCGUGAUUCAAAAUAUGCCAGGGAAAGAGAAUUUCUCAGAGCUGUUCACACCUGUGUUGCUGGUGGGGGAAAAGUGCUAAUUCCUUCAUUUGCUCUGGGAAGAGCUCAGGAACUCUGUAUCUUAUUGGAAGACUACUGGGAGCGCAUGGAUUUAAAGGUUCCUAUUUACUUCUCAGCAGGUUUGACCCGUCAAGCCAAUAUGUAUUAUAAGAUGCUCAUCAGUUGGACCAGCCAGAAAAUCAAAGAAACAUACUCCACACAUAAUGCAUUUGAUUUUAAAAAUGUUCACAAAUUUGAGCGGUCUAUGAUAGAUGCUCCUGGACCUUGUGUUCUGUUUGCCACACCGGGGAUGAUCAGUGGUGGUUUUUCACUUGAGGUUUUUAAGCACUGGGCUCCUUCAGAAAAGAAUCUUGUUACAAUGCCAGGGUAUUGCGUGGCCGGAACCAUAGGACAUAAAUUAAUGUCUGGUAAACCGACCAAAAUUGAUCUGGACAAGGACACCCGAAUUGAUGUGCGAUGCCAGAUUCAUCAAUUGACUUUCAGUCCUCAUACAGAUGCCAAAGGGAUUAUGGAUCUGGUGAAGUUUCUUUCUCCCAAGCACGUGAUACUUGUUCAUGGUGAGAAGCCUAGGAUGGCUACUCUGAAAGGAAGAAUUCAAUCCGAACUGGGAAUUCAAUGCUACGACCCUGCAAACAAUGAGACCGUGUCAGUUCCGUCCACCCACUAUGCGACAGCAGUAGCUUCCGAUGCAUUUGUCCAAAGUUGCUCAAAUCCGAACUUCAAGUUUUCUACAGGCGGCUCAGAACACGAACAAGGUUCAAGUUCGAGUAACAGAAAAUCCAUUCCGCGACUGCAAGUAAGUGAUGAUAGGGUAGCCGAAGGGAUCUUGGUUAUGGAGAAAAACAAAAAAGCCAAGGUAGUGCACCAAGAUGAGCUCCUGGUCAUGUUAGAAGAAAAGAAGCACCAAGUCAAGUUUGCAUAUUGCUGUCCUGCUCACAUUGGUAACUUGCAAGAGAAUCAAGAGACCGAAGGCACCGGCCUGCCUCUGUCCUCAACAAACAAUGAUCUGCUUCAGCUAUUGUCUGCAAAACUCGCAAAUGAACUCUCCGAGGGGAGCAUUCAAGAUUUCGGGGAUCACCUUCAAGUGGAUUUCUUAUUUCGUCAAAAAAAAAAAAAAAAUCUUUUUCUUUUUGUUAAGAUAUCUUUCUCUUUUUCUACGGCGGAGACGGCGACGGCUACGUCCACCGAGUCACGCGCGCCGCUUCUGCUUCCCCGGCAGGGGAGCGACGGCCGUGACUUGUCGGACCUCGGCUCCCCGACCCGCCCGGCCACGCUGGCCAUGCUGCUGGGCCGGGCCACGGGCCGGCGCGGGCCGUCCAUGCUGGUGAGGGAGACGGCGGCGCGCGAGCUGGACGAGCGGCGCGCCGACUGGGGGUACUCGAAGCCGGUGGUGGCGCUGGACAUGAUGUGGAACACGGCCUUCGUGGUGGUCUCGGUGGUGAUGCUGGUUCUGACCCGAGACGAGAACCCGAACACGCCGAUCCGGCUGUGGAUCUGCGGCUACGCGCUGCAGUGCUUUGUCCACGUGGCGCUGGUGUGGAUUGAGUACCGGAGGAGGAAUACGAGGAGAGGGAGGAGAGGGCCGGAGGUGCUGCAGCAGACCUCCGAAGCUGCCGAGGCUAAUGAUACUGAUGAUGAUGAAACAGCUACGGAUUUGGGGGUUCAGAGUCGUUCCAGUUGCUCUAAACGAUGUGAAUCAGUCAAUACAAUGGCAUCCUUUCUCUGGUGGAUAGUUGGCUUUUAUUGGGUAGUCUCCGGUGGUGAUUUGCUCCUGCAAAAUGCUCCGCGUUUGUACUGGUUGUCUGUGGUUUUCCUGGCAUUUGACGUCUUCUUUGCCAUCUUUUGUGUUGUUCUGGCAUGUUUGAUCGGAAUUGCUCUUUGUUGCUGUUUGCCAUGCAUCAUUGCAAUUCUAUAUGCUGUGGCAGGACAGGAAGGUGCAUCCGAAUCAGAUCUCAGUAUUCUUCCAAAAUACAGAUUUAGAAUAUCAGGCGAUGAAAAAUCUAGUGUAGGAGCAGGGAAAAUGAUUCCAAUGGAAUCAACCAGUGGGUACCUGGCAGUCGAGCGUAUUCUUUUACCAGAGGAUGCGGAAUGUUGUAUAUGUCUCAGCCAAUAUGAGGAUGGGGCAGAUCUUCACACUCUUCCCUGUAACCAUCACUUCCAUGCUAAUUGCAUUGUGAAAUGGCUUAAAAUGAAUGCAACAUGUCCUCUCUGCAAAUACAAUAUUCUCAAGGGAAGCGAACAGGUUUAAUGGAUUGAUAGGAACCUGCUAGUGGUUGGCUCUAUACACACUGGCCGUAUGUACAGAAAAUGCCAAGUCACAAAGAGCAAAGCCUUUGAAAUAGUUAUUGAGAUUGAACUACGACAAACAACUGAACCUCGUUUUGUCUGAUCGUGGCCAUUUGAGGUUGUCUUGAUUCCUUCCGUUUUUGUAUGUGCUCUUUCAUGCCUGUGCGAAAGUGGAGAAAAUCAUGUUAUUUUACUUCCUAGCUUCUUUUGAGGAAAACACUUGUUUUUCAUAUCUAAAUGUUCGUGUUGUUGAUAUGAGGUUCGGAAGGUGUAGGUGGUGUAACUCGGUUAUUCUUGCAUUUUGGCAUAUUGGCAUGGACUGAUUUAGGGUAAGGAUGUAUUUCCUGUAUGUGAUAUAUGAUUACAGAAGAGAUCAAGUGUGUCUUGAUCACGCAUCACAGUGAA
Molecule: messenger RNA, 3546 nt
Organism: Rosa rugosa (rugosa rose)
Lineage: Eukaryota; Viridiplantae; Streptophyta; Magnoliopsida; Rosales; Rosaceae
Product: cleavage and polyadenylation specificity factor subunit 3-II
Exons: 19
Coding region: 176-3103 (975 amino acids)
Biological process (GO): snRNA processing
Cellular component (GO): nucleus
Source: RefSeq, a predicted model, not a curated record